Molecule: messenger RNA, 339 nt
Organism: Penicillium nucicola
Lineage: Eukaryota; Fungi; Ascomycota; Eurotiomycetes; Eurotiales; Aspergillaceae
Exons: 3
Coding region: 1-339 (112 amino acids)
Source: RefSeq, a predicted model, not a curated record
AUGAAUAACGUUCUGAUCAAACGAUACAUCACAAGGUCGUCCGCUUCAUAUCUUCCGAGACUGAGUCGAGCCUCUGUGCAAACGAAGGCUGAGCCCCCGAACAAGGCAGAAGAUGCGCUAAACGUCGGUGCCUCAUUCCCGGAUGAUUUCGAAGAUUCUCCUUUGAAGUCGGAGAUCCUUAAGCGCAGAAACAAAAAUCCAGGUGUGGAGGAGUCGUAUCAUCCAACUAUGGAAGACAUAUACGACAGUGUUCGAGGGAAGAAUCCCGCUGAUAGGAAGCAGCCAGCCAAGCCUGCUCCCAAAGACCCAGAGCGGGAACCCGAACUGGAUGAAAUGUGA